AUGGUGCGCGUGCGCCGGCUCGAGACUACGCCUGCCAAUGCUACUAUCUCGACGUGCUCGAUCCAGCCUAAAUCCUCCUCACCGUCAGAGCUACAGAAAAAUGGCUCGAUAAAAUACCAGUCUCAGCAUCACACAUCUACCCUUAAGGGCGACCCGUCUGUGUCAUAUGAUUAG
Sparassis crispa is the source of this 174-nucleotide messenger RNA. RefSeq lists its product as hypothetical. The transcript has a single exon. The record is from RefSeq and is a predicted model, not a curated record. Bases 1 to 174 code for a protein of 57 amino acids. Lineage: Eukaryota; Fungi; Basidiomycota; Agaricomycetes; Polyporales; Sparassidaceae.